CCCCCUCCUGCCUGAAUUUGUUUAUGAUGUGCUUCACCAUCAGGAAAGCAGGGAGGAGGUACAUCUAAGGAAGGAGGGGCAGAACGAGAGACAGAGAGAUGGAGAGAGGAGAGAUGAAAAGAGAGUAGAGGUGACAUCUCUGGUGAAUCUCUAGAGGCGACCCCAGACUUGAACCAGUCGAUGCUUUUCCUAUCAGAUGCUUUUUUGGCCUUCGUGAAGAGUCAACUGCUUCUAAAUUUCUAGCGCUGAUCUCUCUAAUCUUUGGAUAUCUUUACGAGUAGUUCUUCAGCAUAUUUUCCUUUGAAUCUGGAGACACCAUUUUGGCUCCAAUGAUCACUGGGCAGCUGAGCAAGCCGCUGCUCUCCCUGAGAGGAGAGAUGGAAGGCGCAGAGCUGCGCGAGGACGAGAGGGCUCCCAGCCCGGACAGCGAGACUAAUGAGGAACCUCUCCUGCUGCCUCCAGAUGCUGAAGACAAGCUGUAUGGUGGCAGAGGUGGUUCAGUCCAGUCAGAUGCAAGCAGUAGCCCCUCUGAGCAGGGUCACAUGUGUCAGCCCCAUCCAGCGUACCCUGUUGGACCACAGUCUCUCCUGGUGGCACAGCAGCUGGCCUCAGCCAUGAGCGGCGUGAUGUCGGGAGGUGCGCCGGGUCUGAACCAGCCAAUCCUCAUCCCCUUUAAUGCAGGUGGGCACCUGGGAGGACAGCAGGGCCUGGUCCUCUCUCUGCCUACAGCAGCCAAUAUCCAGGGACUGGUGGCUGCUGCAGCCGCUGGGGGCAUCAUGACUCUCCCUCUACAGAACCUGCAAGCUACCUCAUCUCUCAACUCCCAACUCCAGCAUCUUCAGCAUCUCCAACAAAUACAACAGCACCACCAGCAACAACAGCAGCAGCAGCGAGAACGGGAACACAGAGAGCGAGAGCAGCAGCGAGAGCGAGAGCAGCAGCGAGAGCGAGAGCGAGAGCAGCAGCGAGAACGUGAACGCGAACGAGAACAACAUUGUGGGUCAGCACACCUCCAGCCUCUCAAUCAGCUGCCAUCCCAUCAUCCACUGACUCCUCCAAUAAAGUUACAAGCCACUGGUCCUUCGACAGGCACCGCUUCCUCUUGUACCUCCUCCAGUCUUGGUUCAGUUCAGCCUUCACAAUCUCCACCUUCUCACAAGCAGAACCAAUCACCAGCACACAGCCUACCCUCGCCAGUCACACCUCCUCUGCCACUGCAGCUCAAUCCACUAGCCAGCCAAGCAGCAGUAGCAGCAGCAACGAUGGGCUCUAUUGCUGGAUCACAAGUGUUUGGGAAUGCUGCUCUGCCAAACCUGCAGGGCGUUACAGGCCAACUGGUCACCAAUGCACAGGGACAGAUAAUUGGUACAAUCCCACUGAUGCCAAACUCUGCAGGACCUUCCAACCAAACAGGGGGUGGGACUUCAUCUCUCCAGGUCCAGCCAAUCACGCCGCAACUGCUGACCAAUGCACAAGGCCAGAUCAUCGCCACGGUGAUCGGGAAUCAGAUCCUGCCUGUCAUCAACACACAGGGAAUCACACUAUCACCAAUCAAACCUGGACAGCAGCUGUCCCAGGCUGCCCAGGCCCAGCCACCGGCCCCAGUGUCUCAGCCAGGCCUGCUGCGAAUGCCUCACAGCCAGAGUCCUCUCCGCCAAGCCUCUUCAUCCUCCUCAACCUCUUCAUCCUCAUCUUCAGCACUCAGCGUGGGGCAGCUGGUUAGCAACCCUCAAACUGCUCCGAGUGAAGUGGAUGGUGUGAAUCUGGAGGAGAUCCGAGAAUUUGCCAAAGCAUUUAAAAUCCGUCGUCUGUCUCUGGGUCUGACGCAAACUCAGGUGGGCCAGGCUCUCAGUGCCACAGAAGGGCCUGCCUACAGCCAAUCCGCCAUUUGCAGACACACCAUCCUGAGAAGCCACUUUUUCCUACCACAGGAAGCCCAAGAGAGCACUAUAGCUAGCAGUCUGACAGGCAAACUGAACCCUGGCCUUUUAUAUCCUGCCAGGUUUGAGAAGUUGGACAUCACGCCAAAAAGCGCCCAGAAGAUUAAGCCCGUGCUGGAGCGCUGGAUGGCCGAGGCAGAAGCCCGCCAUCGCUCGGGCAUGCAGAACCUGACUGAGUUUAUCGGCAGUGAGCCAUCGAAAAAGCGCAAGCGUCGGACCUCUUUCACGCCACAGGCCCUGGAGAUCCUUAACAGCCACUUCGAGAAGAACACACACCCCUCGGGCCAGGAAAUGACCGAGAUUGCUGAAAAACUGAACUACGACCGUGAGGUGGUGCGUGUCUGGUUCUGCAAUAAAAGGCAGGCGCUUAAAAACACAAUAAAGAGGCUGAAACAGCCAGAGCUCGGGGCGGUCGCACCCAUGGACCCUCUGGCUGACCCUUUGGAAGAACAUCCAUAGAUAAGAUGGACUUAUGUGAGAAAAACUGGACCCACUUACCAAUGAUUCAAUCGACUGGACACUAAAAACCUGGACGUUUCUAACAUUGUACUGUGAUGGACCACCAACAAGGAUAGCAAUGUUAAUAGGAGUGUUGUAAUAAGAUUGAAGUGAAGAGACUUAAGCAAAAAAAAAAAAAAAAAAAAAAGGUCUAAAUGCUUAUAAAUUUGGGGUCCUCUUCCUGGACAAAGCAGAGAAUUUACACUAGAGUUCACAUCUAAAUCAAGGACAGCUAUAAAACUACUACAACCAAAGUCUGAUGUGUCUGAUUCCUGAAGGGUUUUUUUUUGUUUUGUUUUGCUUUUUGUAAAUGUGUUCUAAAUUUUUACAUUUGUACUGACCAAAAGGGAAAAAAGAUAUAUGUGUAUGGGCAGGGGGGCGGUGGGAGGGUGUAACAUUAUCUUUGUCUCACUUGCUCACUUGGGUUUAUAUGUAAAUAUUACAAUAAUUUUGUCUUCAAAUUGAAAUCACAAACUCUUUGGAAACUUUGUCUCAGAGAUGACCACACCAUAUACCUGUGGUCCUUUCUUUAGUCACCUCACUCCUGUUUGUAAAACUAUAAUUUAAAAGGUUUUUUUUUUAAUCUCUGGAAGAAUGGGUUAUAUGUCAAAGGUGGUCGAUAUGGCAGAACCCACAUUGUUGCAGCUGUGACUUAAACUACAGUAUGUCAUUGUAUUGCCAAAGCCUUCUAGCCAAAGAACAUCAUUCUUCAGCCCAAGGACAUGGGCUGUAGCCCAAGGACUAUACAUGGGUAAAAAAAAAAACAUUACUUUUUUUUUUUUUCUUUUGCUGUGAUGACAUUUUUCAAUGUGUUUGUCCCAUCGAUGGCUUCAGGUCUGCAUGAUUUUCAGCACACAACCAAUGAGUGGUAAAUUAAAUGAGAUCAUUUCUAAGAUUUAUCAUUUUGUGCAUGUUUUUGUUAAUUUGGUAGAUUUGUUGUAACUUGUGUCGAAAAAAGUGAUCAAAACAUACAAAGUUACCAAAAUGAACAACCAAUUCUCUCACAAAAUUUAUAGAAAUUCUAUACAAAUGAAGUUGUAACCUAACUUAACAAUGCAUGUGUUUUUUUAUGAGUUGUCUCAUAUAAAUUUGCAACUUGUUGAAAUGAUACUAUUGCAACCACUGAUUGAGCUUCAGAACAGGAAGUACUACAACCCAAGUACUCUACUCGCAUUACCAAAAGUUUGUGCUUUCUUCCAUUUUGUUGUUAUAUGACAGAAUAUUAUUUCUUCAGCACAGUCAUUAAAGAUUUCUCUGCUUGAAAAACACUAAAAUAUUCAAUUAUACUAAUACAAUCACAAUUUUAAAUAGCAAGGUUGAUUAUAAUUUAAAUCAUGUAAUUUAAAUCAAAUAUCUCCAAGAAGCAGAGGGGAUGAAAGUUGCUUUGGAUGAAAAGCUUUUGGAAACAUGGUGUUAUUCUAACAAAUGUGUAAAAAAAAAAAAUACUGAGUGAGGGAACUUAUGUGAUAAGUUAUGAAUGGUUCAGGUUAGGGUUAAGGGAUGGGUUAGCAGUUGGUUUUCUUAUGACUGUCUCUGUCCUUCAUUUGAAAUUCUUUCAAAAUUUGGUGCGAAAUCAGGUUUGAGAAAUCAGACUAAUGACUGCCAUAGGCCAUAACAUAGAUAUUUAAAAAUAAUAAUGUUUCAUUUUAUAACCCUAGACACUAUAGUUUGUGCUUUUAUUUGCCAAACUGUGCUGGUUUACAUGUUUAAUUUUAGCUUACAACUUUGUUUUCAUGAAAAAUAUAAAAAAAAAGGUGUUACUAUAAAAACAAGGAAGUGUUCAAAUGAGAAUGAUGACAUUUAUUAUAAUUAAGUGCAAAAUAUAUAACUAAUACUGGAUGCCACAUUAUAAAUUAUGUUAAAACGUAUGAAUAUUUUAAGUUUUUGCUUUACCACUCUUUCAAUAUUGUUUUUAAUCCAUAAAGCAAUGAAAAUAUUGUCAUAGCUAGCAAACUUUGGAAGUAAUUUUAUAAAGAAAAGUCGGAAAAGUAUUUAUUAGAGGAAUAAUAAAUAUAAUUACAGCAGUCAUAUAAAUAUGACUGAUCCAAGCAUGUCCCAGUUUUUAUUCAAGCAAAAGAAAAAAAAAAGAUUUUACAUUUUUGAAAUCACCAUAAUUCUACAUUUCUCAGUUCCUCUUAAUUUGUCAUCAUGAACUACAGUAAACGCUGUGUUGCAUUUGGUUUCAAGAAAAUAUUUUUUGUGCAAUACAUUGAGCUGUCAGUUUACACUUUAUUAGGUUAAUUAUGACUUAUGAUCACACACCUUUUUCAUUUUCAUCUGACUAGCCUGGUCUUUAUGGUUGCAGACAUGGUAUAUCAUACAGAGGUUUAACAAAGAAGCUGUAACCAAAAAAAAAAAAAAGAAAAGAAAAGAAAAAACUUAAACCAAGAGACAAAGAAACGAGUUCUGCCUUUGCUCAUCUUUUGAAUGCUGGACCAAAGCUCAAUUGUAAUAUGCACACUGUACAGAGAAAUGGCUAAAUGUUGCUGACAAUCUUUAAAUAUUGGAAAUGUUUGAGGAAAAUGAAUGGAAGGAUCAUAAAGUCUAGCAUCAAGAUUACCUCAUGACUGUACAUGUAUGCAGUGAGUUUUUAGAAGGAAGAGAAAUGAACAGCAACUUGUGGAUUUGUGUAAAUGUGUGUAAGUAGAUUUCACUAGUCAUGGUAGGUACUCAAAGAGUGUGAGUCUACCAGUUAUCUUCAUGCUGUGGUUUCCAGGGUCACGUGUAUAGAACAUUUUAAACAUUAUUGUAAUGGUUUUGUUUGUUUGUUUGUCUGUUUGCCCCCUCAUGUGAUUUACAUUGAUGAACUUUAUUGACUGUGACUGGAAUUGCCCUAUAUAAUAGGGAGCAAGGAGAGCUUUGUGACCGAACUCAAUUGUCUUGAACUGAUUACACACACACACACACACACACACACAGAGAGAGAGAGAGAGAGAGAGAGAGAGAGAGAGAUAAAGAGUCUGAAAAGUUGUGACACUGAACACCUCGAAACCAAAGCUGAUAAACCUGCUUUAAAUUUUAUGAAAAACUGUACAUAUAUAUAAAGCAAUAUAUGUUUGGUCAGUAAAGCUGCACUUUGUGUA
Molecule: messenger RNA, 5521 nt
Organism: Pangasianodon hypophthalmus (striped catfish)
Lineage: Eukaryota; Metazoa; Chordata; Actinopteri; Siluriformes; Pangasiidae
Gene: pou6f2
Product: POU class 6 homeobox 2
Exons: 10
Coding region: 330-2399 (689 amino acids)
Biological process (GO): regulation of transcription by RNA polymerase II
Molecular function (GO): RNA polymerase II cis-regulatory region sequence-specific DNA binding; DNA-binding transcription factor activity, RNA polymerase II-specific
Source: RefSeq, a predicted model, not a curated record